AGUUUGCCGCAUCGAGGCUCUUAUACCUCAACUGGCAGAGAGCGUGUGUGUGAUUCUGGAUUGCUGAGUGGCCUCAGACCUCGAACUGGGAUAAAAGAAGGGAAACUGACAAAAAGCUGGCAACAUGGCGGUGACAGGAUGCACGCAAUGCAUUAAAUAUAUGUUAUUCUUCUUUAAUUUUAUUUUCUGGCUGGCUGGAGGAGUGAUCUUAGGAGUGGCCCUGUGGCUCCGUCACGACAGUCAAACAAGCAACCUCCUCAUUCUUCAGUUUGAAGGCCAACAGGCACCGGGAACCUUCUAUAUCAGUGUCUACAUACUGAUAGCUGUAGGCGCUGUGAUGAUGCUGGUGGGCUUCCUUGGCUGUUACGGUGCCAUUCAGGAAUCUCAGUGCCUUUUGGGAACGUUCUUCUUCUUUUUGGUCAUCCUCUUUGCCUGUGAAGUGGCUGCAGCUAUUUGGGGUUUCAUGAACAGAGACACAAUCUCCAAGGAAUUGAUCAACUUCUACGACUCAGCAUACAUCAAGGCUGUGGACGUCUCCGGCUCUCCCAGUAAAGACGCUGCCAUCAAAGUUCUGGAUGUUUUUCACACCACGCUUGACUGUUGUGGUAAAGGAGACGACACGGCACUCUUCAAACAAGUUGUCGGCAGUUUGUGUCCCAGAAAGUCUCCAGAAGAUUUUCUGAAGUCUCAGAGCUGUCACGACAAACUGAUCGAGCUCUUUUCUGAGAAGCUUUAUCUGAUUGGUCUGGCUGCGUUAGUGGUGGCCGUCAUCAUGAUCUUUGAGAUGAUCUUCACCAUGGUGCUUUGCUGCGGGAUCCAUAACGCCCCAGCGUACUGAGCCCAUCCAGUGAUGAGCACCGUGACUCAUUGAUGGACUUAGAUUUGUUUUUGUUGUUUUUUUUGUUUUUUUUUUGCUGUUGCUCCUCUUUCCUAUGACUAGAACACAGCAUGGUGGAUAGAUCUGCUCUCAUUUUAUUUUAUACUAAAAAAAUAUAAUUAGGAUAUUGUCUAUUUAUCAUAGGGCAUAAUCACAACUUCCUAAAUCUAUACUGUGUAUAUACAGUAUGCUGUGGAAUAGUUUGCUGAAUUAAUGCCAUUUUUAUGGAUGUAUAAAUUGUACAUAUGCACGUCUCAUGUUGAUUACGAGAGGCCAUGUUUGAUUGUGACAUGUCUCCCUGUUGUGUUACACGAUUGGACCAGCAGGUCAACAGUCACUUGCGACGUUACUCUCUUAUCACGCCCGCAGUGUUUUCUCAGUCAACUUUGUUGAAUAAACCAUCUUCGUGCUAAU
Molecule: messenger RNA, 1291 nt
Organism: Hippocampus comes (tiger tail seahorse)
Lineage: Eukaryota; Metazoa; Chordata; Actinopteri; Syngnathiformes; Syngnathidae
Product: CD81 antigen-like
Exons: 8
Coding region: 125-838 (237 amino acids)
Cellular component (GO): plasma membrane
Source: RefSeq, a predicted model, not a curated record